Molecule: messenger RNA, 1866 nt
Organism: Misgurnus anguillicaudatus (oriental weatherfish)
Lineage: Eukaryota; Metazoa; Chordata; Actinopteri; Cypriniformes; Cobitidae
Source: RefSeq, a predicted model, not a curated record
AAACCGAAACUGAAACUAAAAAGUUAAAUCUGGGAUUUAACCUUAGGCUUACUGAAUGAAUCCCGUGGACAAUCUACUUACAAUGGCCUGUAUAACUUAUUUGACACAGGGCAGACAUUCGUUCAAAAAAGUCUUACACAACCUAUUUGACGUGGUUAAAUCAUGUCAAAUAAGUUAUGAACGGACUGAAUCCCAAUCAGAACCUACUUAACAUGGCUUACACAACCUACUUGACAUGGGUAAAUCAUGUCAGAUAAGUUUUGACUGGGAUUGAGUCUGUGAAUAAGUCACACCUCAUGCUAACGAGAGGUCGAAAGGUCACCACCAUGUCAAGCUCGUCAUUUUAAGGACACACAGGAAGGUGAAGCAGUGGAUCAACUAUUGAAAAAAGAAAAUUCUGCUUUGUCAAGAUGGAAGCUGAACUGCAGUAUCCCCUGUGCCCGGCCAGAGUGAUCCACCUGAGGCACCACCUGAAGAACCAGCACCAGGUGAAUAACACCGAGGAGAGGCAGAUCCUGAUUAAACACAGCCGCGGGAGAACCCUCCUCUGGAACCUGGACUGCCCUGUUUGUGGUCUUAGGUACCAUCUCUUAGAGAGGCACCUUAAAAAGCGCCAAGGUCUAACUCAAGAACAGCUGGACAACCAUGUGAAGGAGCUGAAGUGGGCGUCGACCGUGCAAAAGCUGAGGGAACUCAGAAAAAACCCAGAGUUUCCUAUGGUAUCCACUUUUGAUUUGGUGCAAGGCCAGCCAGAGGAAAACCAGGAGCCUCUGGACAUGUUGGGAGAUUUAGACGAGAUGGUUGGUGGGGACCCACUGUUUAAUGAUGGCCCUGUAGAUGGGGCUGUGGUCAUGCAAGGAGCACUAAUGGAGCCAUUUGAGGCAGACCUUCAGCAAUGGCUUGAUGGCCCUGUUAAUGGGGCCGAAGGCAUGCCAGGUAAGCUGUUAAGUAGCCAACCCAUCGGGCACCGGGGCGGGGUGCUACAAAAUAUGACCAUCGCGGAGGUGAUGGGGGCCAAGUACUCUGCCUCUGAAAAGGCGUAUCUGAUAAACAUUACAAGCCACAAGACCAACCAUGUAUACGGCCCGGCCCAAAUCGUCUUCACAAAGGAGGAGUACACCUGGGCCCUCCGGUUCCUAGAGAUUAAAGACCAACUGCCUGGAGGGACCACGGCAACGUUUUUCUUUUUUACUUCCAUGCCGAACCCCUGCAAAAACCUAAAUAAUUACUUUCAGGAGGCGUGGAAGUUCAUUGACUUUCCGGGGACGCCAACCUUUACAGACAUCCGCACCUCCAUCGCUAGCCACUUAAGUGUUUUCUCACAAAUAGACAAAAAUAGGCAGAGGGUAAUGGGACCUCUUUGAAUUGCUUAUUCGUUGUUUUCUGUCGUUCUAGGCCAAGUUCACGCACACCUCUGAAGACGGCGAUGGAGCACCGCCGUCUCUUUGAGGGGUCAUUGCAGGGCGAGGAGCGUUCUCCUUCCAAACCGGUGUCCGAGGAGCCCGAGGCCGAAAAGAAAAUCCACAAAGCCACGCAAGAGGCCCCGGACCGAAGAUACCGAGACGUCGGGGAGCGACAAGGCCGCCACCACCUCAGAUGAGGGGUCCAGCCAGGGAGAGAAAGAGGAAACGAAGAAAACCGUGAGGAAGAAAUACCCCCUCUGACAGCUGUCUCCGUUAAAGGUGCGAAAGACCAUUGUGUCAAAAUCAAUGACUUUGACUGGCAUGGCCCAGCUGGCCAAGGGGGCCUCUGUUGUGAAGGACCUGAUGGGGAAGGCAACAAAAAGCCCUUCCCCAAAGACCCCAAAAAAGGACUAGUUUUUAAUAGAUGUGUUUUUUAAAUAGAUGUGUUUUUUAAAUAGACGUG